AUGUCCAAAUUUUCAUGGAAUGACCUGAUCCAAUUAAACUCGCCCGCUACAGCGUACCUAUCACCCUUAUCGUGCCUAGCACACAUUGAUGUUAAUGCUUUUUUUGCCCAGGUUGAACAAAUUAGAUGUGGGUAUACAAAAGACGAUCCAGUUGUAUGCGUUCAAUGGAAUUCUAUCAUUGCGGUUUCUUAUGCUGCUAGAAAAUAUGGGAUCUCACGAAUGGAUACCAUACAGAGUGCAAUGAAAAAAUGUGAAAACCUUAUUCCUAUCCACACUGCUCUUUUUAGGAAGGGUGAAUCAUGGUGGACAUACUACGAUGGAUGUGGAUCAUGGAUGAAAGAUCCAGAAAAACAGUUACCACCAAAUAAAUUUAAAGUGGCAUUGGAUCCCUAUAGAAGAGAGAGCAGAAAGAUUUUAAAGAUAUUCAAAGAGCAUUGUGAUUUAGUGGAAAAAGCAAGUGUCGAUGAAGUUUUCCUAGAUCUGGGUCGUUUGUGCUUCCAAGAUCUGAUGUUUGGUGAGAAUGAAGAAUUUGAGAGUUGUGAUCAAUUAAAAAUGUUACGUAAAAUGUUCAUUGAAGGAGAUUACGAUUUAAAAUCUAGGUUACCAGUUGUACCCGAUGACCUAAAAAAACUUGAAUUUGUUGGAAAUGUCUUCAACUCAGAAAAUAGAUGCCUUAUUGAGGAUUGGGAUGAUAUAAUCUUUUUACUCGCAUCAAGAAGAACCCAAGCGGUUAGAGACGUCAUCUUCAAGAAUCUUGGGUACACAACCUCUUGCGGGAUAUCACGUACUAAAAAUGUAUGCAAAUUGGGAUCCAACUUCAAGAAGCCCAACGCUCAAACAACAAUCAAGAACAAUUGUUUAGAAGACUUUCUUGAUAGCGGUAAAUUUGAGAUCACCAGUUUUUGGACGAUGGGCGGUAAAUUGGGUCAAGAUAUAAGUGAAAUAUUGAACGUACCUUCUGAGGGUAGUCUCAAAUACAUAAGAGAAAGUUGGCCAAAUUCGGCUGUCGAUUUAGAGCAUUUUAUUGAACAAAAAGUGAAAGAACUUGAGAAAAAUGGAUCAACUACUAGGAUCGAUAUGUCUAAAGUUGAUGAGUUGAGCACAAAGAUAUAUAAAUUGGCUAGAGGAAUUUACUGUGUACCAUUGAAUCCACGCCCCGUGGUGAAAUCGAUGAUGUCAAAUAAAAACAUGAGAAAAGAUGGAUGCACCAGCUUAAUCGAUUGCAUAGAUUGGCUAGAGGUAUUUAGCGCCGAAUUGAUUGCCCGAAUAACUGAAUUAGAGCAAGAAUAUAAUAAAAUAAUUAUUCCGCGAACAAUAAGUAUAUUUGUUAAAACGCAUCUAGAUGAUGUUGCUCGAAAAUCAACUCAAUUGAUUCACAGAGAUUCCAAAAUUAACAGCCAACAAUUACUGAAAAUGGGAACUCAGCUCAUCACAGAGUUGGAUGCCAAAUUUGCAAGAGGUAAUUCAGCGAAGUUUUAUCCAUUGCUCAAUAUGAAUAUGAUAAUCAGUAACUUUGAAAUUAUUGACCAGAAGAAGACGGUGAUUGACAUGUUCGGACAGCAAGCACAAAUAUUUCAAAAAAAUACAGCUAAUAAAGAGCCUGAACUGACAGUACAAGGCACAGACGAUGCCGACACAAAUGCUGCUAGGACUUUCAAUUGCCAUUUAUGUUCGUUAGAAUUUGACUCAGAAAGAGAGUUUCAAGAACAUCUCGAUUUCCACGUUGCUUCAAAGCUAUCAGAAAGUUUGAAUGGCUUCAAUGGAGAUUCAAAGAAUUUAUCAGAAGGAGAAAAGCGAUUGUUGUUUCCAACCAAAAGGAAAACGGCAUCACAAGGCUUAACAGCUGGGAAGAAUAAGAAAAAAAAGACGAAUUCAAAGGUGGGUAAUAUACUAUCAUUUUUUGGAAAAUAA
Molecule: messenger RNA, 1911 nt
Organism: Naumovozyma castellii
Lineage: Eukaryota; Fungi; Ascomycota; Saccharomycetes; Saccharomycetales; Saccharomycetaceae
Gene: RAD30
Product: DNA-directed DNA polymerase eta
Exons: 1
Coding region: 1-1911 (636 amino acids)
Source: RefSeq, a predicted model, not a curated record